Molecule: messenger RNA, 279 nt
Organism: Entrophospora candida
Lineage: Eukaryota; Fungi; Glomeromycota; Glomeromycetes; Entrophosporales; Entrophosporaceae
Source: the annotation of a GenBank genome assembly
AUGCUAAAUUGCAAUCCAACACCAAGAUCAAAUCAUUUGGUGCCAAAUCUUGUUUUAAAUACAACUGUUGAAUAUGAUCUCUUGAUUGGUGUUGCUAAUGAUUUUGAUGAUGCAGAUGAUAUGGCAAUAGGUUUUGUUGUUGGGUAUGGUGAAUAUGGCGAAUAUGGCGAUGUUACUCCUACUGAUUAUUGGGAGGAAGAUGAUAAUGAUUGUGGACAUGAAUAUUCAUGUACAAAUUCAAAAUUACACCCAUAUAAUAAUCUUUGUGAGUUGAAUUGA